Dovyalis caffra is the source of this 582-nucleotide messenger RNA. NCBI's taxonomy places the organism in Eukaryota, Viridiplantae, Streptophyta, Magnoliopsida, Malpighiales, Salicaceae. The record is from the annotation of a GenBank genome assembly.
AUGGGUAGAGGAAAGUUCAAAGGCAAACCCACUGGCCAUCGCCAUUUCUCUACGCUUGAAGAACUCAUUGCCGGUACCUCCGCCGCUCGCCCUCGCACUUUUAAACAGGCCGAGGCAGCAGAGAAGGUAGAAGAAGAGUCUGAAGAAGAAUUGGAGGAACCAUCUGAGAAGCGGAAAGGCACCCUGGGAUUCAUUGAAAUCGACAACCCUAAUUUAGUAAAGCCGAAAAAUUUGAAGGCUAAAGAUGUUGACACUGGGAAAACAACUGAACUCUCAAGGCGUGAGAGAGAGGAAAUAGAGAAACAGGAAGCUCAUGAACGAAAUAUGAAGCUGCAGGAACAAGGAAAAACUGAACAAGCAAGAAAAAAUUUAGAUGGAAUCUACUCCACAGGUUUGUAUCAAAUCAUAAUUGUCUUUGAAGAUCUGUUUUCUCCAGUUCAUGGAAGUACUGCUGGUUUUUUGACUCAGACCAUAAGGGAGUAUUAUGAACGCUUGGCCCUGAUACGCCAACGAAGGGCAGAAGCUGCUAGGAAGCGAGAAGAAGAUAAAGCUGUAUUCUUGGAAAGUAAGGGGGAAGCAUAA